GGACUGAGUCAGUGAAGAAAAGAAAUGGCGAUGCUCGGAGGGUUUAGCGCAGCCCAGCACAAGAAAAACGUCUCUGACGGGAGCAACGACGUGUCAGAAUUCGUCUGUCCAGUUUGCCUCGAAAUUUUCGACAGUCCCGUAACAACACAAUGCGGGCAUACGUUCUGCCAGAGUUGUUUGCAAGAGUGUUUGCGUCCACUGAAGCCAGUUUGUGCAGUAUGUCGGACCGGGCUUGGCCACUGGACUAAAGCUGAGGACCUUGAGGCCCUCAUCCAAUCAUCUGUGGCAGCUUGCAAGGGAUGUGGAGCUCAGGUUGGCCUUUCUCAAAUGAGAAGCCACACAGCUGCCUGUUCAAAAUACCAGGAGUACAUUGAGGAGGGAGUGAGGACCACUGCCCAGAGCCAGUCUGCCAUCAUCAGUCCAGUGCCAAAUCGCUUCACUUUCACCUGCCCAUACUGCAACUGCCAGAACCUCGAUCAGGACGGCCUGGUUGAACAUUGCACGUCCCAUCAUGCUCGAGACACACGCCAAGUGGUGUGCCCCAUCUGUGCCUCAAUGCCUUGGGGGGACCCUAACUACAGGAGUGCUGACUUUUUCCAGCACCUGAAGAUCAGACACACCUUCUCCUAUGACACCUUCGUUGACUAUUCCACAGAUGAGCACACAAUGAUCCAGGAGGCUCUACAGCGCUCCCUUUUGGACAACUGAAGUGAGAAGAACAAUCUAGCAUAGGAGGAAUCCAGGGAAAUGAAGGGGAGAUGGUGACGUGAAGUCUUGAGAAGACAGAACCCCACACUGUAUCAUCAUUCAUCUAUCAUGAGGAUGGUGGUACUGUAUUACUAUGGGUAAUCAGUUUCACAGGGAAUUGGUCUUGUUAAUGAAUCUAUAGGUUUAUUAUUCAGAAAAUAAAUCACGCAAUAUGGUUAAGAAAACAUAUUGUACUGUACUGAUUUAGGAGUGAUACUGUGUUUCUGGUGUGAUAAUAUCUUAUCCUCCAACUACCCCCACAGCUGAGUCUGUAGGCUUGAUAGUUUGUUGAAUAUCUAUUAAACUAUGUUUGUUAAAGCUUGUUCAUUGAUGACAUGGUGUCUUAUACCCAAAAAGUUGUAAUUAAAUUUCCCUGUCGUCAAUACUUGAUGUUAUAAGAGGGUUCGACCACUAGGUGGCUAACUAUUGCCAGCAAAUGACAAACUUCACAAAGUUGUCAAGUAAUAUUAACAAUAAUAUAUAAUAAUCUACUCGAGUGACUCUGCAUGUUUACUCUCAACAAUUGAGAGCAAGUUUUUCUUUUUGAGUUUUUUUUGUUUGUUUGUUUUAGCAGAUUGAAGCGUUUUUUUUGUUUGUUUGUUUUUUUAUGCUGUUUCUGGGUGAAGUGUGUGUGUGUGUGUGUGUGUGUGUGUGUGUGUUGUUUGAGAGACAGUGUGUGUUCAUUCUGUUUUCAGAGAUCUACUGGAAAGAAUAAAUAAUAUGAGGGUCAAACAAAGCCAGAGAUGGCCGUUUGCUUUAUUGUAAAGUUUCUCCCUUAUGUCUUUGUGCCUGCUGGUAGAUCUUGUUUCUGACUUCCAAAACUCAUAGGGCUAAUAGUUCAUCCAGUGAACCAAAAGAAGAAGUGGGAGACCAUCUUUGUGUCCUAAUCUGUCAAUUCUUGUGAUUUCAUUGGAGGAGAAUCUAUCUAAAUGGUUAUGGCCACAGGGAGGCAGUAGAGUUCCAUCGUUCUCUGGCUCAUCCAUGGGCCCUCACCAGCCUCCUGGCUCAGUUACAAGACAUAACUCAACACCGAUUUUGUUCUAUAAAUGUGCUUUACUCAAUGUGUGGUUCCCCUGCUUAGUUUUGUGACCGGGAUUUGUUCAAAUGCAGCGUACAAAAACAUCACUGAUCUUUAGAAAUGGAGGUUUUAGUGGAGUUAUUUGUUAUAGUUUCAAAAGAACAACUGUAACUUCACUUUUAGACCAUCUACGUGACUUGGCUUAAGAUUUUAAAUGUAAGUUAAUGUAGUGUUUUGUUAUUUUUCAUACCCAGUGUCUUGGAUGCAUCAUCACUAAAAAAAAAUUGCUGGUUUCCAUAUAUAUAUAUA
Molecule: messenger RNA, 2074 nt
Organism: Micropterus salmoides (largemouth bass)
Lineage: Eukaryota; Metazoa; Chordata; Actinopteri; Centrarchiformes; Centrarchidae
Gene: rnf114
Product: ring finger protein 114
Exons: 6
Coding region: 25-708 (227 amino acids)
Biological process (GO): ubiquitin-dependent protein catabolic process; protein polyubiquitination
Molecular function (GO): ubiquitin protein ligase activity
Source: RefSeq, a predicted model, not a curated record